Penicillium antarcticum is the source of this 1401-nucleotide messenger RNA. RefSeq lists its product as uncharacterized. Lineage: Eukaryota; Fungi; Ascomycota; Eurotiomycetes; Eurotiales; Aspergillaceae. Gene Ontology annotation, molecular function: transmembrane transporter activity. The annotation marks the transcript as partial. The transcript has 7 exons. The record is from RefSeq and is a predicted model, not a curated record. Gene Ontology annotation, biological process: transmembrane transport.
AUGGACUUUCGAAAAUUCUUCAAGAACCGCUCCGGGCUUCGAGUGGACAACAGAGCAAGAACGUCCGCAUCCAAGCUAAGCCUCCGAGAAAGUUUAUGGCCCUUGAUGUUGGUGACAAUCUUGUUUUUCCUAUGGGGUUUUGCUUACGGAUUGCUUGAUACCCUCAACAAGCACUUCCAGACUACACUCGGGAUUACUCGCACCAGAUCAGCUGGGCUUCAAGCUGCUUAUUUUGGGGCGUAUCCAUUAGCAUCAUUAGGUUACGCAAACUGGAUGCUACGCCAUUAUGGAUACAAGGCCGUCUUUAUCUUUGGCCUGGUACUAUAUGGUAUCGGUGCGUUUUGUAUGUGGCCAGCUGGCUUGAACCAAUCUUUUGGGGGUUUCUGCGGAGCGACCUUCGUCAUUGGCAGCGGAUUGGGGAGCUUGGAGAGUGCGGCAAACCCAUAUCUUACUGUUUGUGGUCCUCCCAAGCACGCUGAAAUGCGCAUCAAUAUAGCGCAGGCCUUCAACGCCAUUGGAACAGUCGUCGGUCCUGUCUUGGGCUCAUAUGUAUUUUUUGUUUCGACUUCAGAUAACGUCCAAGCGCUCCAGCGCGUUCAGUGGGUCUAUCUUGCUAUUGGGAUCUUCGUCAUGUGUCUUGCUGUUGUCUUUUUUUUCUCCAAUAUCCCGGAGAUCACAGACGAAGACAUGGAGUUUCAAGUUUCCCAGACGCACGAUGAAGAUGAGGUGGUACCAUUUUGGAAAAAUUUCAAUCUUUUCCAUGCAGCUUUCUCCCAAUUCUGUUAUUGUGGCGCGCAAGUCGCUAUCGCCGGAUACUUUAUCAACUAUGUCACAGAAACAUGGCCAGGUAAAUCAAGUGCCACAGCUGCGAAGCUACUUUCCGGUGCGCAAGGCACAUUCGCCGUGGGGAGAUUUACCGGGGCUAUCUUGAUGAGCUUUGUGAGGCCCCGUUGGGUCUUCUUGGCGUAUCUUAGUGGUGCAUUUGCAUUCGUGGCAGCUUCUAUUACCCAGGUGGGAGAGGCUGGGGUGGCAAUGCUCUUCAUGACUCUUUUCUUUGAGUCUGUAUGCUUUCCUACGAUUGUUGCUCUGGGAAUCAAGAACCUUGGUAAAAGCUACAAGCGAGGAUCUGGAUUUAUUGUUGCGGGAGUUGCUGGAGGUGCUGUCGUUCCUCCUAUCCUUGGGCAUGUCGCCGAUUUGCGGAAUAACACCGGCUUUGCUUUCAUCGUCCCAGCAAUGUUCAUGCUUUUGUCUUGGACCUAUGCCGUGGCUGUGAACACAGUACCUUUUUAUCGACGUAUUGUCGACCGGGUUCUGACCGAACAGGAUUUUCGCAGGAGCUCAGAGGAUAUAAUUGAGAAAGAUGAUAUUCAACUCAAGAAUGAGGUGAAACAUUUGGAUCAC